This is a messenger RNA of Lampris incognitus (smalleye Pacific opah), 945 nucleotides long. RefSeq names its product histidine-rich glycoprotein-like. NCBI's taxonomy places the organism in Eukaryota, Metazoa, Chordata, Actinopteri, Lampriformes, Lampridae. Bases 1 to 945 code for a protein of 314 amino acids. The transcript has a single exon. The record is from RefSeq and is a predicted model, not a curated record.
AUGCAUCUGGCACACCACACUAAGAUGCAUCUGGCACACCACACUAAGAUGCAUCUGGCGCACCACACUAAGAUGCAUCUGGCAAACCACACUAAGAUGCAUCUGGCGCACUACACUAAGAUGCAUCUGGUACACCACACUAAGAUGUAUCUGGCGCACUACACUAAGAUGCAUCUGGCGCACCACACUAAGAUGCAUCUGGCGCACCACACUAAGAUGCAUCUGGCGCACUACACUAAGAUGCAUCUGGCGCACUACACUAAGAUGCAUCUGGCACACCACACUAAGAUGCAUCUGGCACACCACACUAAGAUGCAUCUGGUGCACUACACUAAGAUGCAUCUGGCGCACUACACUAAGAUGCAUCUGGCGCACUACACUAAGAUGCAUCUGGCACACUACACUAAGAUGCAUCUGGCACACCACACUAAGAUGCAUCUGGCAAACCACACUAAGAUGCAUCUGGCGCACUACACUAAGAUGCAUCUGGUACACCACACUAAGAUGUAUCUGGCGCACUACACUAAGAUGCAUCUGGCGCACCACACUAAGAUGCAUCUGGCGCACCACACUAAGAUGCAUCUGGCGCACUACACUAAGAUGCAUCUGGCGCACUACACUAAGAUGCAUCUGGCACACCACACUAAGAUGCAUCUGGCACACCACACUAAGAUGCAUCUGGCGCACUACACUAAGAUGCAUCUGGCGCACUACACUAAGAUGCAUCUGGCGCACCACACUAAGAUGCAUCUGGCACACUACACUAAGAUGCAUCUGGCACACCACACUAAGAUGCAUCUGGCGCACUACACUAAGAUGCAUCUGGCGCACUACACUAAGAUGCAUCUGGCACACUACACUAAGAUGCAUCUGGCGCACCACACUAAGAUGCAUCUGGCGCACCACACUAAGAUGCAUCUGGCACACCACACUAAGAUGCUGUAA